UCUUCUUUUUCUCCCGGUGUGUGGGGAUCGUGAGUUGUACAGAUCUGACCGUAAAGCCAUCACUGACCUGACUGAAGGUGGGCUGCAAGAGCUGUCAGAAGAUGAAGAGACUGUAGAGGAGGAUGGACCGAUCCAUGAAGAAGCCAAACUUAUGGCCAGCAUGGGACUGCCUGUGGAGUUCAUAAGUUCCUCUGCACAGAGGAGAGCUUGUCUUUGUGUCUCUCUUGAAGUGGAGAAAGUUGAGAGAAGAGCAUCUAAUAGUGAAGAUGACGAUGAUGAUGAUGAACCACCAGAUAGAAGAAUUGCAAAAGUUAAGCGCCGUCAUGAACUGGAUGUGGAGGAGAACCCUCAGAUAUCUGUGGAUGAAGCCUGGGAUAAACUGGGAUUAAAGUGCAGCCACGACCCCAUGUUUGAGACUGUGCUGAAGUUUAAGCCCCAGUAACCAUCAUGGUAGUAAGGCUGGGAGGAAUAGGAAGCAACAUGGAGGUAGAAAAGCAGCCUGCCACAUCAACAAGCACACCCUCUUCACUGAAGAGGGAGAUACCACAGAGCCCAAGCUGACCAAGACCUUUCAAAAAGUUCAGAAAGAGAACGACAGCUGUCCCAGACACACCAGUUCACCAGGCAGACAGGGGGAGCCCUGCUUGUCCAUUCGCAGAGGGAAAGGAAGAGAGACUGGAGGAAGAGGAGCAGGAAGAAGAGGUGAAAGAAGAUACCCCUCUGGAGUUGGACAGUACUGAUCAACCCUCGUAUCAGAACCUCUUCACCAGAACAGAGGAUGAGGAAGAGGAUGAUGAGAUUAAUUUCAGAAGAGAGGUGUACUCACUGGACAUACCAGACUACUUAGUUCCUGAUGCACCUGAACACAGUAACACAGAGGCUACUGAAGAACAAGAACACAAAGAAAAGAGGGAAAUGUGGAGUAAUGCCAGCUGAGAUUGCAGCGGAGCCCGAGCUGGCUAAGUACUGGGCCCAGCGCUACCGCCUCUUCUCCAGGUUCAAUGAGGGCAUCAAACUGGACCACGAGGGCUGGUUCUUCGUCACCCCAGAGAAGAUAGCCGAGCACAUUGCCCUGAGGGUCCACGACAGUUUCCACUCUGAACUCAUCAUAGACACCUUCUGUGGAGUGGGAGGCAAUGCCAUCCAGUUUGCCCUCACUGGGAAGAGAGUGCUAGCUAUUGACAUCGACCCGGUGCGUCUGGCCCUGGCCCAGCACAACGCCCAGGUCUACGAGGUGGCCGAGCGCAUCGACUUUGUGCAGCGAGACUUCCUACAGCUGGCACCCCGUCUGCGGGGGGAUGUGGUGUUCCUCAGCCCCCCCUCGGGCGGCCCAGACUACCUCAGCGCAGAUGUCUUCGAUAUCAAGACCAUGAUGGCUCCAGAUGGAUAUCCGUUAUUCCUCUCAGUGAAGCUGCUCUCAGGCUUUUAUAGUCAGGCAACGGGCCAGACUCCAGCACUCAGGGCAAGGUAGAGGCAGAGCGGUAGAGAGGCAGAGCGGUAGAGAGGCAGAGCGGCAGAGCGGUAGAGAGGCAGAG
Messenger RNA from Coregonus clupeaformis (lake whitefish), 1535 nucleotides. RefSeq names its product trimethylguanosine synthase-like. Gene Ontology annotation, cellular component: nucleus. The transcript is spliced from 9 exons. Gene Ontology annotation, molecular function: RNA cap trimethylguanosine synthase activity. Gene Ontology annotation, biological process: 7-methylguanosine cap hypermethylation; 7-methylguanosine RNA capping. Lineage: Eukaryota; Metazoa; Chordata; Actinopteri; Salmoniformes; Salmonidae. The coding region runs from base 854 to 1471 and encodes 205 amino acids. The record is from RefSeq and is a predicted model, not a curated record.